UUUUUUAUAUCAUCGUUAAUUCACAACCUCACUCACCCUGGCUCACGCACUCUGGGUUACCACUUUGCACAGACAAAAGCAGAGAAACAAAGAAACGAAACUCAGGUAGAGGGAGAAAAGGCUACGGUUACGGUCACAGUCAUAGACAGCUCUGCUAGGAAAUUGAAACUGAUUGGAAUUUUCAUUUGUUGUUUUUAAAAUAAACAAAAUUUAGUAAAUAACAAUUCGUGAAGAUGGUGAGGAUAAUUCCCAUGGCAUCGUCCUCAAUACGACCUUCGUUAUCUCCGUUUAGGUGCUCAAGCGGUGUUUCUUCAUCGCGGUUUGGUGUUUCCCUUUCUCCGGUUCACCUUCACCGGCACCUCGGUUUCUCUAAUCUCGGCAGCGUUGUUCCGCAGUCGCAAUUCUUUGGUUUCAAAGCCUCUAAGAUGUCGAGAACUGAAGAAACUAAGCUAGGGAAGCCUCUGGUUGGAAAUGUGGUACGAGCAAGCACGGCUGCUGCACAAGAAACCGAGGCCCUAGAGUGGGUUGAAAAGGACAAACGAAGAAUGCUCCAUGUCGUUUAUCGAGUUGGGGAUUUGGAUAGGACCAUCAAAUUCUAUACUGAGUGUCUGGGGAUGAAGCUGUUGAGGAAACGGGACAUACCAGAGGAGAGAUACACGAACGCCUUUCUUGGAUAUGGGCCAGAAGAUUCUCACUUCGUUAUUGAACUCACUUAUAAUUAUGGAGUUGACAAAUAUGACAUUGGAACUGCAUUUGGUCAUUUCGGUAUUGCUGUUGAGGAUGUUGCCAAGACCGUGGAACUCGUAAAGGCCAAGGGUGGAAAAGUAACCCGAGAACCUGGUCCGGUGAAAGGUGGUUCUACUGUAAUUGCAUUUAUUGAGGAUCCUGAUGGUUACAAGUUUGAACUGCUUGAAAGGGGACCUACUCCUGAACCUUUGUGCCAAGUAAUGCUCCGUGUAGGCGAUCUUGAUCGUUCCAUAAAUUUUUAUGAGAAGGCAUUUGGCAUGAAGCUUCUUCGUACACGAGAUAAUCCACAGUACAAGUAUACUAUAGCCAUGAUGGGUUACGGGCCUGAAGAUAAAAAUGCUGUGCUUGAGUUAACGUACAACUACGGGGUCACUGAUUAUGACAAAGGAAAUGCUUAUGCUCAGAUUGCAAUCGGCACAGAUGAUGUUUACAAAACUGCAGAGGCAGUUAGACUUUUUGGUGGAAAAAUUACCCGGGAACCUGGACCUUUACCUGGUAUUAACACCAAGAUCACCGCAUGCUUAGAUCCCGAUGGUUGGAAGACGGUUUUCGUCGAUAACAUUGAUUUCCUCAAGGAAUUGGAGUAAGUUUCAGUUGAACUCGUGUUCUUAUCCUUCAGAAAAUGAAAUUCAAAUCCAAGCUGAAAGGAUUUGUCGAAGAAAACCUCCAUAGAGAAUGGCAGCCAAUUCCGUUUGUAGAUAAAUGUUUUUGGGGUGACAAUCGGGUAGCCGUUAGAUUUGUUAAAAGCGAAGAAAUCUUUAGAUAUAAAGUGUACGUUCAGUGA
Messenger RNA from Gossypium arboreum, 1531 nucleotides. RefSeq names its product probable lactoylglutathione lyase, chloroplastic. The record is from RefSeq and is a predicted model, not a curated record. NCBI's taxonomy places the organism in Eukaryota, Viridiplantae, Streptophyta, Magnoliopsida, Malvales, Malvaceae. Bases 234 to 1334 code for a protein of 366 amino acids. The transcript has 9 exons. Gene Ontology annotation, cellular component: cytoplasm. Gene Ontology annotation, molecular function: metal ion binding; lactoylglutathione lyase activity.